AUGCAGAUUGUAAUGGUCAACUUCCUCAUCAUGUUUGACGUUGUAUUCGUGUUCUUUCUAUUCCUGAUCGCUGUCACGUGUAUCAUGAACUAUAUGCCGGGCAGGAAGAGGCAGGAGGUGACUCAGGAAGAUGUUGACAGCGAUGUUAUACCGCCCCCGCCGUUGUUCGCUGGUGACGAAGCGUGUCAGCGCGAGAGAGAUACGUACGUUGUUAUAUCACCGCCGAUUGACACUGAUAGGAACAAAGACGGGUGUCCUAUUCAUGUCGUGUAA
This is a messenger RNA of Leptosia nina, 273 nucleotides long. Lineage: Eukaryota; Metazoa; Arthropoda; Insecta; Lepidoptera; Pieridae. The record is from the annotation of a GenBank genome assembly.